CUUCAAUUAUAGCAUACCCCACCUAAUCGAUCUACGCCAUCUCCCUUGUCUAUCCUAUAUAUAGACAUUAAUGAUUAAUCAUUAUCCGUUAUCUAAGAUCAAAGCUACCAGCCUUAGCUUACAAUUUCAGGAGAACACAGGGAGAGAGAUCAAUGAUGGUUAGACUGCUGCUGUUGUCAUGUGUUCUAUUGUCUUUGAUAUGCAUUGGGAGUGCUGGUGUUACGAGUGCUUUUAUUCGGACUGAGUGGCCAUCAGUUGAUAUACCUCUUGACAAUGAGGCGUUUGCAGUUCCUAAAGGCUAUAACGCUCCACAACAAGUGCACAUUACGCAGGGUGACUAUGACGGGAAAGCUGUUAUAAUCUCAUGGGUAACAACUGAUGAGCCUGGGUCCAACAAAAUUCGAUAUGGCUUAUCAGAAGGACAUUAUGAUUUUACUGCAGAGGGGACAGUGCAUAACUACACCUUCUACAAUUACAAGUCUGGUUAUCUUCAUCAGGCUCUUGUUGAUGGUCUUCAGUAUGACACUAAGUAUUACUAUGAAAUUGGGGAUGGUGAUUCGUCAAGAAAGUUUUGGUUUCAAACACCCCCGCAAAUCAAUCCAGAUGCGUCUUACAAAUUUGGAAUAAUUGGUGAUCUUGGUCAAACGUUUAAUUCCCUGUCAACUCUCGAUCAUUGUAUGAAGACUGGUGCUCAGGCUAUCUUAUUCGUUGGGGACCUUUCCUAUGCUGAUAGAUAUGAUAAUCAUGAUAUUGGUGUCCGCUGGGAUACCUGGGGUCGUUUUGUUGAAAAAAGUGCAGCAUAUCAACCAUGGAUCUGGUCGGCAGGAAAUCAUGAGAUAGAGUACUUUCCACAUUUGGGAGAGGUUACACCUUUCAGAAACUACCUUCAGAGAUAUCCUACACCUUAUCCUGCUAGCAAAAGUAGUAACCCUCUAUGGUAUGCCAUAAGAAGGGGAUCUGCUCAUGUUAUUGUCCUGUCCAGCUACUCUCCAUUUGACAAAUCAGCUCCUAUUUACAUAACUGUAGGGGAUGGAGGAAACCAGGAAGGACUUGCUAAUAGAUUUAGGGUUCCCCAGCCAGAGUACUCUGCCUUUCGUGAAGCUAGUUAUGGACAUUCGACGUUGGAAAUAAUGAACAGAACUCACGCCUUUUACCAUUGGAACAGGAAUGAUGAUGGGAAACUAACACCAGCAGAUUCAUUUGUGUUGCACAAUCAGUACUGGGGAAACAAUCACAGAAGAAGAAAACUGAAGAAGAACCAUCUUCAUUCUGUCCUAUCCAAUUUGCGAUUUGGAGCUGAAAGGCAACAUCUCACAUAUGAGUUGGUAGUUGAUGUUCCUGGCUUGUGA
This is a messenger RNA of Striga asiatica, 1349 nucleotides long. Lineage: Eukaryota; Viridiplantae; Streptophyta; Magnoliopsida; Lamiales; Orobanchaceae. The record is from the annotation of a GenBank genome assembly.